Telopea speciosissima is the source of this 2581-nucleotide messenger RNA. Its product is annotated as ABC transporter D family member 2, chloroplastic. NCBI's taxonomy places the organism in Eukaryota, Viridiplantae, Streptophyta, Magnoliopsida, Proteales, Proteaceae. Gene Ontology annotation, cellular component: membrane. The transcript has 10 exons. Gene Ontology annotation, molecular function: ABC-type transporter activity; ATP binding; ATP hydrolysis activity. Gene Ontology annotation, biological process: transmembrane transport. Bases 19 to 2301 code for a protein of 760 amino acids. The record is from RefSeq and is a predicted model, not a curated record.
GAAUAUAAAGUGAAGAAAAUGUUUCUCACGCCUGCACACCCUUUCUGUUGCUCAAGCAAUUACCAGUACCAUCCACCACGACUCUUGGUCUUCUUAGCUCCCUCUCCUUCCCCUCAAUUCACCUCAGCUUCUCUUCUUAAUCCGAGUAAAAUCUUCUCCACUUUGUUUCUUGGUAUGGCUAUCAAGGAAAAGAUUCGCAGAAGGAGAUCCUUGUUACUGUCUCAGAGAAUAACCAAUACAACUACUUCAACUUCCGAUGAUUCUCCAUUCUCCGAACCACAGAAAGAUAUGGAUUCACAACGAAAGGUCCCUGAUCUUCAAACACUUUGGAGGAGAUUCUGGAAAGUUGCUGCUCCAUAUUGGUCCUCAGAUGACAAAGUCCAAGCCAGGCUACGGCUUGCAGCCGUAUUUGCUCUCACUUUGGCUACUACAGGAAUCAGUGUUGGCUUCAAUUUUCUCGGCCGAGAUUUCUAUAAUGCGCUGGCUAACAAAGACCAGGAACAGUUUACAAAACAACUUCUGUAUUACCUGGGGGGUUUUGCUGGAGGAAUUCCGUUCUUUGUAUUGAGAGAUUAUGCAAGGGAUACACUUGCUUUGAGAUGGAGGUCUUGGAUGACAAAAUAUUAUAUGGAACGGUAUCUUAAGAAUAGGACAUUCUACAAGAUUCAAUCCCAGUCAAUAAUUGAUAAUCCAGAUCAGCGGAUUGUUGAUGACCUAAGUUCUUUUACUGGAACAGCUCUUUCAUUUUCAUUGGCAUUUUUUAACGCUGCAGUAGACUUGAUAUCAUUUAGUAACAUUCUGUAUGGCAUCUACCCACCACUUUUUGUUGUACUUAUUGUGUAUUCGUUUGGUGGAACGGCUAUUAGUGUAUAUCUUGGAAGGGGCCUAGUAACCUUAAAUUUCUUCCAAGAGAAAAAAGAAGCAGAUUUUCGUUAUGGACUUGUGCGUGUUAGAGAAAAUGCUGAAUCAGUUGCUUUCUAUGGAGGAGAGAGGAAUGAAAUGCAGCUUCUGCUGCAGCGUUUCAGAAGUGCUUCUGAAAAUUUAGCCGAAUUGUUGAUUUCUUCUCGAAAUCUGGAGUUCUUCACCAGUGGUUAUCGAUAUCUAAUUCAGAUUCUUCCUGCUGCAGUUGUUGCUCCAAUGUAUUUCUCAGGAAAAAUUGAGUUUGGAGUCAUCAACCAGUCAGUAUCUGCUUUUAAUCAUAUCCUUGGGGAUUUUUCACUCAUUGUAUACCAAUUUCAGGCUAUCAGCGCCUUUUCAGCUGUAAUCGAUCGACUAGGUGAGUUCAAUGAUGUGUUGGAGCUCGGCGGCUCUCAACUCUCAGACCCUAAUCAGGAGAUUAGUAUUGUAUACAGUGAUGUUCGAAGUUCUCCGGUUAUCCAGUCAAAUGGAUCUAUGCUAACGGACAAGUGUUAUAAGUUGGUUGACAUUGAGAAUUUGACCCUACAAACCCCAAAGAGUAAAGCUACUCUUAUUAGGGACUUAUCCUUGAAGGUUAAUACAAAGGACCACUUGCUGAUAACAGGCCCUAGUGGGAGCGGUAAGACUUCUUUGUUAAGAGCCAUGGCUGGUCUGUGGAGUACAGGGAUAGGGAAGAUCACAUUCUAUAUGAAAGAUGCGGACAGUCCUGAACCACCCCUUUCUCCAGAUAGGACAUCUCUUGAAGUAAAUAGUGCAUUGAAGAUGGAUGGAGAUCUUGAGAACUACAGCUGUGGAAAAGGCAGGGACAUAUUUUUCCUUCCUCAGAAACCGUAUAUGGUUUUGGGUACACUUCGUCAGCAGUUACUUUAUCCUACAUGGAAUGUAGAUUCAGUUCCAUCCUCAAAGAAUACCAAAUUCACAGAUUCGCUGCCUUUCUUGAUGCAAGCACCAAACCUGAAGGAUGUGGUUAAAAUGCCUAAGCCCAAUGUAGAUGAUCUUAUUCGUGUGUUGGAGGAUGUCCGCUUGGGUUACAUUCUGUCUCGUUUUAAUGGCCUGGAUAGUACAAAUGAAUGGUCUAGUGUUCUCUCCCUUGGUGAGCAGCAACGUCUUGCAUUUGCACGUUUGCUACUUUCAAAACCAAAAUUGGUUUUAUUGGAUGAAUCUACCAGUGCUUUAGAUGAAGACAAUGAGGUACAUCUAUACGAGCAGAUUGAAGCAGCAGGGAUAACAUAUAUCAGCAUUGGUCAUCGAAGAACCCUUUAUAACUACCAUAACAGGAUCUUACAUAUAUCCAAGAUGGAUUCUGACAGUGGCCCAUCCAAUUGGCAUCUUGAACCUAUCAAUCAGGACACAACAUACAAGAGGGCUAAGCCAACAUUAUAGCUAUCAGAACAAGGCAGGUAAGGAUUAAGGAUGCUUUGAUGAUAAAAGUACAUAAUAGGCCUGUGGCACAUGUUUUUCUAGAGACUGCCCCCGUGUACUACUUGAUGAUUUAGUGAAAACAACCAUAUUGCAUAUUGGAUUCAUUAUUUAUGUGCUCAGGUUGUGUUUCUGCUUUGCAUUCUAUGUAAUUAAACCUAUAAUAUCACGUGUAUUUGUUGUCCGCAACCAGAUUUUAUCAUGGCCAAAUCUUUGAUGUGUAACCCACCAAUACUGUGGUCUC